Chinchilla lanigera (long-tailed chinchilla) is the source of this 2323-nucleotide messenger RNA. It is a transcript of the gene Tmem250, whose product is annotated as chromosome unknown open reading frame, human C9orf69. NCBI's taxonomy places the organism in Eukaryota, Metazoa, Chordata, Mammalia, Rodentia, Chinchillidae. The record is from RefSeq and is a predicted model, not a curated record. The transcript has 2 exons. Bases 378 to 797 code for a protein of 139 amino acids.
GCUCCAGUAUAAAACAAGCCGCUCAGCCGACGCUCGUGGGCGGUGACGUCAGGGGACGCUCGAGGUGUGCGCACGCGCGCGUCCCCGCAGCAGCGUAGACUUCCAGGACGCUCGCGCGGGCUAGAGACCAGCGCCGCUAGGCUCCGCGGAGGAGCGGGGGGCGGAGGGGGCGUAAGCCCGCUCUACGGUGGCCGCAGAGGGACGGCGCUACGGCUCCCACGCUGGGCCAAACGCCUCCGGCAGUCGACCCUGGGCCGACACCUGCCCCAAGCCCCCGCUGGGGUCUCCCAGGCGUAGACGCCCAUGACGCCUGUGCUGGCCGCCGCUCGGACGCUGCACCGCCGCCGUGAGCUAGUGCCCCUGCUGCCUUGGGCCCGAUGCCGGUGAUGCCCAUCCCGCGCCGGGCGCGCUCCUUCCACGGCCCGCACACCACCUGCCUGCACGCCGCCUGUGGGCCCGUGCGCACCUCCCACCUGGUGCGCACCAAGUACAACAACUUUGACGUGUACGUGAAGACGCGCUGGCUGUACGGCUUCAUCCGCUUCCUGCUGUACUUCAGCUGCAGCCUGUUCACCGCGGCGCUCUGGGGCGCGCUGGCUGCGCUCUUCUGCCUGCAGUACCUGGGCGUGCGCGUGCUGCUGCGCUUCCAGCGGAAGCUGUCUGUGCUGCUGCUGCUGCUGGGCCGCCGCCGCGUGGACUUCCGCCUCAUGAACGAGCUGCUCAUCUACGGCAUCCACGUGACCAUGCUGCUGGUCGGGGGUCUGGGCUGGUGCUUCAUGGUCUUCGUGGACAUGUGAGGGUGCCUCGGGCCGCGGCCAGGCGUGCUCAGUUGUGUCCAGCUGCAGUCCCUCCGUUGGGGCAGGGUAGGUGUCUGCCCCACCUGGCAAGCGGGUCUGCAGCACGCACGCCCAUUUCAGGAGUAAAAAGGGCUGAGACUACACUGGCUGGCUGUUCGCCCCUCCCUCCGACCACCUCCCCGCUGACCCUCCUCUCCUGCCCAUUGCACUUGUCCAGUUUUCCUGUGGGGUGGCUCCUCUGUCCAGCCUGUGCUUUGAGACCGUGGACAGGGAGGAGUCCAGGAACAGAUCCAGAGGGCUCUCUUCACUGCACACCGCUUCCUGUGCACCCCUGACCUCAGCCACAGCCUCAGGGACAGUCAGGCUCCACUAGUGACACCACCCUGCCACUUGGGUCCUGGCCCAGGGGCAGACCACUCUCCUUUGCCUGUCACCCUGAGGGGCCGUGGGGAUCCUGAAUCCCAGGCUGGGCCUCGGUCCCUGUGGUUUGCCGCAGGAACCUGUAGGGCCAGCCCCGGGGGAUGAGGGAUCCAGGUGCCAGCCCCACACAAGUAGCUCCAACAUCUUCGCCUGGGGCAGGUCUCAAGCAGGUCUGAAGGUGUGGCGCUUGUGCUGUAAGUCACUGCAGAGGUGGGCUUCCCGGGAGCACCUCUGUCUCUAACUUGUGGGGCAGUUCCAGUCUCCCUGUGGGAGGGUCCAGGAUUAGACCUCCCUGUCUCAAGCAGAUGUCAGGGCUCCAGAUAGGCCCGCCCAGUAGACCCAGGCAGGCUCUGCAGGUGCCUUCCAGGAGCCACAUGCAGUGGGCAUCUGGGAAGACUGCUGUGCUCUGUCCACUGCUGGAGCAUCCUGGGAAGGGAUCCCCUCACCAGCCCAUGAGGGCUGGGGUCACAAGCUGUGGUGGCCACAGCUUACUGGUCGGGGUACGUGGAGUCAUGACACCAGAGUGGGACACCAGGCCAGUCCCGAGAAAGGCAAGUUGGCCAACUCCUGCUUCACUCCAAAUCGUUAUCCCCACUCGUGGGCGCGGGUGGGGCUCCCUUGACUCUGCCCUGCCAGGCAGGCCAGAGGCAAGGGAUCUGUGAGGACACAUCUACCCACAGGAGAAACCUAGAAAACCCCAAACCAGGCAGGACAGCAACGCCACUCCAUUUCCAGCCAGCUUCCAGCUUGGGCUCUGGUGGGAGGCCCCAUCCCGAGCGUCUGACUGGUUUCCCCGGCAGGGGCAGGCGAGGAGCUCCCCAGUGGACCCUGCUUCGCACUGCGGAGAAUCUUUUGCACUAAUUCCUGCUCUUUCCUCAAAGCAGCUUUGUUUUGCGCUAACUGACCCUGGUUGCUCAGAGCUGCCGGAGCCCUUGCCUGGGUGACGGCCGGUGCGUUGGGCGCCAGUGGUGGGAGGGGUCUGCCUGGGCCACGUUGAAGGUGGGUAGGACCUUGUCAUGCUGCACACCCAGCUGCCCAUGUCCCGAGUGCCUGUUAAGUUCUUUACGAGACGAAACACCUGCAUUAAACCUAUUUUUUUAACAUGU